Phyllostomus hastatus (greater spear-nosed bat) is the source of this 3420-nucleotide messenger RNA. RefSeq names its product secretory carrier membrane protein 5 (gene SCAMP5). The transcript has 8 exons. The record is from RefSeq and is a predicted model, not a curated record. Lineage: Eukaryota; Metazoa; Chordata; Mammalia; Chiroptera; Phyllostomidae. Bases 241 to 948 code for a protein of 235 amino acids. Gene Ontology annotation, cellular component: recycling endosome membrane; trans-Golgi network membrane. Gene Ontology annotation, biological process: protein transport.
CGCGCUCCCCACCCCCGACCCCUAAGCGGCUCUUGCUCGGCGGGCUCUGCGCCGCUUCGCCGGUGCAGCGCAACGCAGGGCAGUGCUUCUGCCUUUCAGCAGCGGAGAGACUGCUGCGGAACCAGUUGAAAGUAAGUUGCGGAUAAGACACUGUACCUUUGAAUACUUCAGCAUUUAUCUCCUAAGAACAAAGAUAUUCUCCUGGUUCAGGACAAAAAGGCUGGGCCGGCUGGCGCCAUCAUGGCAGAGAAAGUGAACAACUUCCCACCACUGCCCAAAUUCAUCCCACUGAAGCCAUGUUUCUACCAAGACUUUGAGGCCGACAUCCCUCCCCAGCAUCUCAGCAUGACCAAGCGCCUCUACUACCUCUGGAUGUUGAACAGCGUCACGCUGGCCGUGAACCUGGUGGGCUGUCUCGCGUGGCUGAUCGGAGGCGGGGGAGCCACCAACUUUGGCCUCGCCUUUCUCUGGCUCAUCCUCUUCACACCCUGCUCCUACGUCUGCUGGUUUCGGCCCAUUUACAAGGCCUUCAAGACUGACAGCUCCUUCAGCUUCAUGGCAUUCUUCUUCACCUUCAUGGCCCAGCUGGUCAUCAGCAUCAUCCAGGCUGUGGGCAUCCCAGGCUGGGGCGUCUGCGGCUGGAUCGCCACUAUCUCCUUCUUUGGAACAAACGUUGGCUCAGCGGUGGUGAUGCUUAUUCCCACUGUCAUGUUCACAGUUGUGGCUGUCUUUUCUUUCAUCGCCCUCAGCAUGGUUCAUAAGUUCUACCGGGGCAGUGGAGGGAGUUUCAGCAAAGCUCAGGAGGAGUGGACCACGGGGGCAUGGAAGAACCCACACGUGCAGCAAGCAGCUCAGAAUGCAGCCAUGGGGGCGGCCCAGGGUGCCAUGAAUCAGCCCCAGACUCAAUAUUCUGCCACCCCCAACUACACAUACUCUAAUGAGAUGUGAGCCAGCCGAGCCUACUGAAAGGCAGGGCUGAGGGCUGGUGGGAUGGGGGCUCAAGCCCCAUCAUCUAUUGUGGUGACCAAGCAGGGUUCCCCCUUCCUUUUUCUCCUCUCCCUUGUCUUUUCUCCUCCUCUUUGUACAAGAUAUCUAUAUCUAUAUCUGUAUGAUUAUAUAGAUAUAUAUAUAUAUCCCCCUAGCCCCUUUGGAUUUUGCUCUGAGCAUUCUGAGAGCUAUGGGCUGCACAUGUGUCCCAUGUGCAGUAGCUGUGUCCAUGUACCCUGUGAAAUAGUGUGCAAUGGAGGUCUCUGUUGUCCUGGUGCUAGAUGUGUGUUUAGAACUAAACCAGCCUCCUCCACCCUCUGCCAGGCCACUCCCUCUGACUGACCUUGGCCCAGGAACCCAUCAUGGGGCAGGUGUAUAGCAGAGAGAGCCUGACUCCCUCCCCAGGGUUAAGAGCUGAAGCUGCUUCCACUUUUGGUCUGAUUGGGAAGCAACACUAUUUAGUACUCAUGGUGGUGGGGAUGGUGGUGGUGGUGGGUUGGAGGGUGGGGACAGGCAGGGGAUCUUCCCUUGCUCCUCCUGAUCUGGGUCUCUUCUUCUUCAGCCUCCUCCACUCCUUUCUUCCUACUGUCACAUUCCCUGUGGUCUCUUUCCCAGGGUUUCUCCCUUCCCAUGGGGCUUUUCUUUGUCUUCCCCAAGGCUAAAUAUCCCAAUUGUAUCUGCUCCUAAGACUGAGCCCAUUCUCAGAAGAAGCAGCAGAUAGGGGAGCUGAAUCUUAUCCCUGAUGCGAGAGGGCACGCAGAUGCAGAGCCCCUCUGUGCACCUGACUUCUGGGAAAUGGCAGUGCAGGGUCAUCUCCCUGAUUCUCAGAGCUUGGCCUAUAGAGGCAGGCUCCUAUCUUCCCUUCCCUGCUCCCCCUCCUUCUCUUCUCAGAGCCCUCUCAAGCCCCUCAGCCUAUGUCUCUCCCCAAAUCCCCAGCUGCUGUGGACUAUUGCUACCACCCUACCCUGCCUCCCCUGAAGAAUUGGGAGGUGUCCAGUCAAACAUGCAGCUGGAACAGAGGAUAUGUAUAUAAUUAUUGGCUUCUGGGUGAAGUCUGGCUGGCUCAAGCCUGCUGGGAGGUACUAGGUGUCUCUGGGUGACUGACCAUUGGAUUCCUGGCAGCAGCAGCUAUUCUGGGUGGAUCUGGUAGAAGGGAUAGGCUCAAAGGGCUGGGCCUGGAGGGAAGAUCAGAGGAGAGGACAGGCAGGGCCCAGUGAGAGAGGGGCAUGACUCUCCGACGCCAGUUUGCCUUUGGUCACAGGGCAGUUCUGGGCACUUGAACUCAUAAACCAGGAAGAAGCACAGGUCCAGUCUUAUCUGCAGGUGUAAUGGCUGGAUUGGGAUUUCAGGUUAGUAACAGUGGGAAGGGAGGCUCUCUGGCCACCCGCCCCCCACCCCAACAUUAAUAUAACUUGCCCCCUUUUGUCUACUGGCCUUGGUUCUUGGCCCUUCUUCACCCUGCCAGAACCCCUUUCUCUUCCAUGACAGUGAUUUCAGGCCUGUAAGGCUAUUCUGUUUCAAGCGUUAUGCGAAUGUUACUGGUAAAGACCCUGGCUCUCUGAGGCCUGGAGUGGAGUGGAUUCUCACUCAUGGAAUAACUGCUUGUUUUCCACUCUCCCUUCUACCUGGGUAAUUGUCCUGAAAAACCAAACCCUGUUUGGCCAAUGUGGGCUGGUUCUAGCUUAGAACUCAGCACCUGGGCUUCCAGGUACAAUCCUGAGCUUUGAGCUCCACAUACUUCAUUUUCAUAUAAGGGGAACCAGGACCUCUGGAAAGUUCUCUUCCUAAUGGUCCCUUAGGUUUGGGCCAGAUUGUGAUUGGCUGUCUCCUCUACCACUUUCUGGAAAGCAUUUGUCACAGCCCCUAGUACACUAGGUUUAGGUUCUUCCUCCCCUGUCCCUCCCCCAGCCCAGACUUCUGGUUCCCUUUCUUUGGGUCUCGUAACUCUAGGAGGCCCAUGCUCCAGCUGCCAGCCCAGAAUCCAUGAUCUGCUAGUUACCACCUCCAGUUGAUUUCCCUCCCUACUUUCCUUUCCUUUGUCCUGGCUUAGACCUGGCUGUGCUCUGACUGCCCCAGGGAAGGCCUGCUACUUGUGUGUGGUUGAGUGUGUCCAGGCCCUGGAGUGCUGCAUCUCCAGGCAACUAUGCACUUUCCUGGUGAAGGAGCCAAUAUAAAAAGUGGGGAGCUAGGCCCAGAUUCAUCUCUGCUGGGUGGUUUUGGGGGUGGGAUGGAUGAAAGCCCAGGUCAGUUCUGGGAAUCCUCAGGUCUGCAGCCAGCCAGUGACCUGCUUUUGUAUUCUGCUGGUGCCCACUGCUGCUCCUUAUUUCUGGGAGACACAGACCGUUCUUCAUCUGGCAGUUGACCUGCCUGAGCCAGUGUGUCUGUCUGUGGUAACUGAGAGAACAAUAAUAAAAGGGAACAUUUGGCCCUAUG